CGCGAAGCCUUUGUUCUCAUUUUCUCACCACCAAUAUCGGGGACAUAAACACUGACGUCAAUUACUGUCUACCAACUUUGGCUAGCAUCCAGCUCUCACCACAAUAUCUUCAAUAUCUCUGGUAUUUGCAUUGAAUGUCCACUUUUUAUUUAAUGAGGAACUAUAUAGACAAAUCGACGGUGUGGCAAUGGGGUGACCGCUGGGACACAUUCUAACCGAAAUUUUCCUUGUGAAACUAGAAAAUGGGCCUUUGAAGGAUGUUAUUAAUGAACUCGAAUUUUAUUGUCGAUAGAUGGGUGAUAAUUUUUUGAUUAUGAAGAACGAAAAGGAGGCAAAGGACAUCCUGGAUAAAUUUAAUGAGGUACAUCCUGCAAUAAAUUUUACUAUUGAGAAAGAAAAGGAAUCUAGUAUUUCAUUUUUAGACGUCCUUAUGACCAGAAAAGAGGAUAGCACAAUAAGAAGAAGAAGUGUUUAUAGAAAACCUACAUCAACGGGCCAGUACACACAUUUUCUCAGCUUUGUGCCCUUGAAAUACAAACGCAAUCUAAUAAAGUGCUUGGUCAACAGAGUAAGAGAGAUUUGCUCGGAUGAAUGUCUUGACGAGGAGCUUAACAAUAUUAAACGGUUGCUAAGUGAGAAUGGUUAUCCCGAAAAGUUUAUUGAUAAGAAUAUGAAUCUAAAGCCAAAACAGUCCAAGUUACCAACAGUUCCAAAGAAAGCCUCGUUCUUACAGAUGCAGUUCCUAGGAGACAACACAAUUGAGAUACUAACACAUCGCCUCAGAAAUGCAGUAAAAAGAGCAUUCCCUGCUGCUCAAUUACGCUGUAUCUUCACAACCACUCCUCUUCUGCGUUCGGGAAUAAAAGACAAACUGCCUAAUUUCGCCUCUUCCAUGUGUAUAUACCAAUUUAACUGCUCCUGUGGAGCCAGUUACAUAGGCCGUACAAUUAGGCGUGUUUCUCGUCGAAUUUCCGAACAUCACCCUGCCUGGUUAAGCAAAGGUCAAACAAAAUCUAUUCGCAGUGCUAUUCUGGCGCAUCUUGUGGAGACAGAACACAAGAUUGACGUUAAUCAUGCUUUCAGGGUCAUUUACUGCAUACCUACGAAUCUCAAUUUUGCUUUAAGAGUUCGACUUCUAAAUAUUGCUGAGGCUGUGGGGAUUCAUAUUAAUAAGCCUAAUUUAUGCACCCAAAAGAAGUUAGUUCAGUCAUUAUCAUUACCUUGGCCAUUCAGGUUUGAAUAAUCCAGAAAUUUUGUGAUAUUUCCCUAAUUUUAGUUGAUAUUCUAUUCGCUGUUAUAACUUUAUUAUUAUUAUGAUUAUUAUUAUUAUUAUUUAAGCAUCUUUAAUGAACAGCAAUAGCAUUGAUCAUACUUUACAAAUCGAUAUUAUUUAAAAAACGCUAAUAUUGUUAUUGAC
Molecule: messenger RNA, 1417 nt
Organism: Trichobilharzia szidati
Lineage: Eukaryota; Metazoa; Platyhelminthes; Trematoda; Strigeidida; Schistosomatidae
Source: the annotation of a GenBank genome assembly